This is a messenger RNA of Trichosporon asahii var. asahii CBS 2479, 498 nucleotides long. RefSeq lists its product as uncharacterized. The coding region runs from base 1 to 498 and encodes 165 amino acids. Lineage: Eukaryota; Fungi; Basidiomycota; Tremellomycetes; Trichosporonales; Trichosporonaceae. The transcript has 2 exons. The record is from RefSeq and is a predicted model, not a curated record.
AUGCUCGGCCUCAGUCUCACCCUAUUAGUCCUCGCGUCCCAAGCCCUGGCAGACUGGACAGUCACGAUCUCGCCCAAGUCCGACCCCAGCAGGUGCUUCACGUCCACCGGCGUCGGGAAUCCAGUCAAGAUCCUCCCCUGCGAUUCCUCCGAGAGUCAGAAAUGGACAACGUGGGAGGGUUGCGGCAGUCUCAUCUGGCAGUCUUCCACCGGGAAGGACAUAAUCCUUCAAGCUGGGUACAGGCUAACGCCAGACUGGCCCGAACGCGCCUGGCAGCCGAAAGCGGGUUCCGUCGUGAUUCUCAACUCGACCUGGACCAGACCCGAUACGGGUAUGACCUUCCUCCGCAAGGAGGGGCAUAUUGAGAAUGCAUUUGCGGACCAAUUUGUCGGGUACAACCAGUGUCUGGACUGGAAGGAUGGAGCUGGGGAGGUGUUGCAGUUGUGGAAUUGCGUAGAGGGUAACUCGAACCAACAAUUCGACGUUCGUUAUGCCUAG